This is a messenger RNA of Larimichthys crocea (large yellow croaker), 4412 nucleotides long. It is a transcript of the gene pbx4, whose product is annotated as pre-B-cell leukemia transcription factor 4. The coding region runs from base 790 to 1935 and encodes 381 amino acids. Lineage: Eukaryota; Metazoa; Chordata; Actinopteri; Sciaenidae. Gene Ontology annotation, biological process: regulation of DNA-templated transcription. Gene Ontology annotation, molecular function: DNA-binding transcription factor activity, RNA polymerase II-specific; DNA binding. The transcript has 9 exons. The record is from RefSeq and is a predicted model, not a curated record. Gene Ontology annotation, cellular component: nucleus.
AGUUAAAGGAAACUGUGUUAUUAAAAAAAAAAACGUGUUUGAUGCCAACUUCACGCCAGCUGCCAGUCUGUUGUUAGCUCUCCCUCUCUCUCUCUCUUCUCCACUAUGAUCUCGUACUGUCUACAGUCUGCUGGUUAACCCACCCGUACGCUCGCGGUCUGUGGUGAUAGGAGUUCAAUGGUCAACGCGACGCACACACCGCUCGCUCGCUCAGCCCAGAACAUCCCAUGUACCCGCGCGACAUCAAUAACAAUGGCAAACCGUAGUCUGUUUUGGUAGGAGACAUCAGAUUGGAGCUUGUGUCUUAUUUAUUUUUUAUUAUUUUUUUUAAAGGAAUUGGCGAGUUUUUAUUUUUUCAGAUAAGAGUGUGCGUCUAUUGUUAUAUAUAUAUUUUUUUGUACAUUUUUUUUUUUUUUUUCCGAAAAUGUGCGAGGCGCUGUUGGCAAGCUCACACAGUCCGUGCAUGUGUGUCCCUGCUCCUUCUCUGCUGGGCUACAGCUACUAACCUAGCUGCCUUUCACUCGGUGGUUAGCUAACGUUAGCCCGGCCGCGUUUGUUGACUUGAAGAGGGGGGAAGAAAAAAAAAAAAACAAACACAAGCGAAUGUAAAGCGUGCUUGUGCGAUUUGUUUUAUGACAGCACUCCUUAAUUAUUUUCCAAUCGUUACUGUCGGGCACGGCAAGAAUUGUUGUAUGGUUUGUCGUAGAAAAUACUUUGCUGGCUAGCUAACAGGCUAGCUAUUUGUGUGUAUUCUUCGACUGAGGAAAACGGCGAGUUUUCUUUGAAAGUAUGGAUGACCAGACCAGGAUGAUGACGGGUCUCACCGGACUCGGUGGACUACAACAAGCCGAUGUCGGUGACCCAGACUCGGUUAGAAAACAGCAAUCCCUCGGCCAGCCUCAACAAGACAUCGGGGAUAUCCUACAGCAAAUAAUGGCCAUCACCGACGAAAGCCUGGACGAAGCACAGGCCAGAUGCUGGCCAGAGGAAUCGCCGGCGCAUUGGGGUGGAUCAGACGACCCCACAGAGGGAGGGAGAGCAGGGGGGGGCAUGGCAGGGGGUGGCCUGCCACUCAACUUCCAGCACAGGAAGCAUGCCCUGAACUGUCACAGAAUGAAGCCAGCCCUCUUCAGCGUUCUCUGUGAGAUCAAAGAGAAAACGGUGCUGAGUAUACGAGGCGUGCAGGAGGAGGACCCCCCAGAUCCCCAGAUCAUGCGGUUGGACAACAUGCUGCUAGCAGAGGGUGUGUCGGGACCAGAGAAGGGUGGAGGAUCGGCUGCAGCGGCUGCAGCUGCAGCAGCAGCAGGGGGCUCGCCCACUGACAGCAGCAUCGAACACUCAGACUACAGAGCCAAGCUUGCCCAGAUCCGCCAGAUCUAUCACUCUGAGCUGGAGAAGUAUGAGCAGGCCUGCAGCGAGUUCACCAACCAUGUAAUGAACCUGCUGAGAGAGCAGUCUCGCACACGGCCCAUCUCUCCCAAGGAGAUUGAGCGCAUGGUGGCCAUCAUCCACCGCAAGUUCAGCUCCAUUCAGAUGCAGCUCAAACAGAGCACCUGCGAGGCCGUCAUGAUUCUGCGCUCACGCUUCCUUGACGCCAGACGUAAGAGGCGCAACUUCAACAAGCAAGCUACAGAGGUGCUGAACGAGUAUUUCUACUCCCACCUGUCUAACCCUUACCCCAGUGAGGAAGCAAAGGAGGAACUGGCCAAAAAGUGUGGGAUCACUGUGUCUCAGGUCUCUAAUUGGUUUGGCAACAAGAGAAUACGCUACAAGAAGAACAUUGGUAAGUUCCAGGAGGAAGCGAACCUCUACGCAGUUAAAACAGCGGUGGAUGCUGCCAAUGUGUCUGCGCAGGCUAGCCAGGCCAACUCUCCGGCAACGCCCAACUCAGGUGGAUACCCUGCACCGUGCUACACACCUGACGGGCGGCUAUGAGGAGCUGUCGGGUAGUGGCCUCUACACCCCUCAUCGCCUGGAUGCUAACAGCUGGCAGGACACCACCAACCCCCCCUCAGUCACCUCCCCUCCUGGUCCUCCUGGCAGCGUCCACUCCGACACCUCCAACUGAUUCGGUGGCACUCCCUGCCAUCACUUCAUUCCCACUGCGGUCUGCUUUGACUACCAUCCUCUGUCCUCAUUUUUCACUAUUCCCUCGUCUCUCAACCAGACAGCCAAACAAGGCUGCGCUCACAUUUCAUAAACACACACUGUGCUGGAACACAGAACAGCCGAACAGUAGUUAGGAGGACUUCUCCCUCCACCCACAGCUCCACUUCAAUGCUAGAAGCUCCCUAACCUCAGAAUAAGAGAGGGAUGGAGCAUACUGAUGCUGAGACAGAUAGAAAAACAUCUUCACUAUCAAGGACUUUUUGAAAACCACUGACCCAGCUGUGUAGAUGAUCAUGAUGUCUGUACAUUAUGUGUAUAUGCACGUUAACUUCACACAGUACUCUUACAGCUUGUCCAUGUGCUGUUGACCUCUGCACUCGACCCUUUGCUUUGGAAAACUGUGUGUGAUUGCCUGUAUCUCUUGAAGCCUUGGCAUUUGACAGUCAAACUGUUGAUACGGAUCACCAGGGAGCUCUGCUCACCUUGCUCGUACCAAAGUGCUGCCCCGGUAGUUGUCAACACAUCUGUUCCUCCGAGAUCACCCUCUGCCAACUCAACACAAGACACCGUUGUAUCUUCCAGUCCUUUAUAGCUUGAUGUGUCAUUCUGUUGGAGAUUUCAAAGUGAGUACUUGAGAUAUGCACAAAUGUGCAUGCACCCCCCCUUUCCCCCCCACCCCCUUCCAUAACACACCUCACAAACUUUUCAGUCGUUUUCAUAGUGAGCUGACAUAAAAGAUGUGUCAAGCACAAAAGUUAGCAUCCUCGUUAUGGGUGUCUCUACCUGUAAAAGGGUAGUUUAAGGGGAUCACUGUUCUAAACCAGACAGGACAGAUGAUAAUAGGGCUGGUGAGAAGAGGAGGAAAGGGCAGAGAGAGGAGAAUAUCUUUGGUUGAGUGGAUGUAACUAAUAGCCCUUUUUGUUGCUAACCAAUAGAGGGUGUUGGUAGAUGGCUUGUAGACUUUACUUCUUGCUUUCUGUCCACUAGUUUAUUUGAUUGUAGGCUAUUUUCUAAUGCUGUUUCACCAAGAAUGCACCAGCCACCACCAAAAAUGAGCUCAAUAAAGCAUCUUAAUGACGUUAGAAGAGGGGUGGAAAGAUUGUGGGGCAUUGAUGUGUUAUUGGGACAAACGUGACAUGAAUUUAGAAACGUGACUGUCUUCCAUGCAUGUAGGACUUCUAGGCGUGAUAUUGUUUUCAUUUAACCUUCCGAGUUUUUAGCUUCGUUUUUAUUAACAAAAAAAAUAAAGGGUAUAAUUAUUACAGUCAGACCAAAAAGGAAAAAGUGCAUCAUGUAUUGCUAUGAUGUGUGUGUCUCCGUGUGGGCGUGUGUACAGUGUUCUUGGGAUGACUUGGUCAAACUGGCUGGUGCCCUAUGACCUUUGUAAGCAUUAUAGAGACUGGGUGCUUCCACCAGCCAAUGACACACCAAGUGGGGUUCAACUGUCCUCCCCAUGUUGAAACAUUUAAACUUGUGAGCCCAAGGCCACACACUACAACCUUCUGUUGUACCAAAAACCAAAAAUACCACAUUCAGCAAUGUAAUAAUGCUACUCUGUGUCUCUCUAAAGUUGGUGCACAGCCACCUUUUCCGUUCGAGGAGAGGAGGGAAUUAUAUUUGUAUCUGUGUCUCUCUGUGUGGUGUUGUCAUGCCUCAAGUUCAUUUGAUUUUGGGUUUUUCUUUUUUUGUUGUUGUUGUUGGGGGGUGUCAUGGGAGGGUGGGUGGAGUGAGGACUGUCAUAUCACACCUGUAUUUUGAUUGAGAGCAUAAAGUUAUGCUCUCCCCUUUACCCAUCUUCUAAUACCUUCUGGUAAAACCAACUAUUUUGUUCUUAGUUCGAUGGCCAAUUGGGCAAGGGCUUCUCUCUCUCCUCUGUUACCAAAAAAAGAGGCAGCACUGGGUGUAGUAAAACUCUUAACUCGUGUUUAAGACAAACCUGCAGCGUUUUUGGGGAUUUUCAUUUUUUGGAACUAUUUUAUACAUUAACUGUUAUGUGAAUAACAAAGCAUUUUGAUAGUAAGGUAAAGCCUUAUGAAGAUUUAAGUGUCAGUCAAGACUUUGUUGAAUCAUAUUUUACAGAACAAAACUUGAUCUUAUAAGCUGGUCACAUGUGAUAUCCCACAUCUAAUUACUUGUUUUGUUACUCAUCGCAGUUCAUACGACUGUAUCUUACGAAUAACGUUAUCACCGCACCAAAUUGUCAUCCUCCCCCUUUUUCUACCUGUUGUAAUGGAUGUCACUGUACAGUUUGUGUAAUGUUUCAGUAUUUUUUUUUUCUUUUAUAAACUUUGAUGUUUGGUUGA